AUGUUAGAAGGAUUGAAUAACCUUCAUGUGAAAAAUAUCAUGCACAGGGAUAUCAAACCUCACAAUUACCUAGUUUCCCCUUCUCAAACUUAUGGAUUUACCAUCAAGCUCUGUGAUUUAGGUUUUGCAUCUACAGUAACAAAAUCGAAAAGCCAUUAUCUAUCAAAGAAAGGAACUGAUGCUUACUUCGCUCCUGAGGUAGAAAAGGGAUAAUCAAGAAUUCAGUCGGACAUCUUUUCUCUAGGACUAGUUUUACUUGAGCUAGAUAAUCUGAAUGUGCUAAAUGAUAAUUGGAUUGACUUGGAAACAAAGGCAGAAAUUUAUAAAGGAAAAGCAAUAGCUUCGAAAUAUUAGAUUGAUAGAAAGUCUAAUAUUUAUAAAAUAGCUGAGAUUUGCUUAAAACCAAAUUAUUUAGAAAGGAAAAGUAUAGGAGACCUACUUUAUGAGCUUAUUAAUCUUCAUGGAUAACCACUGAAAUUCAUACUCAGGUCUAUGAUAUUAAAAAUAAUAUAUUACAUUAAAUAUCUGUGA
Messenger RNA from Tetrahymena thermophila SB210, 531 nucleotides. RefSeq names its product kinase domain protein. Gene Ontology annotation, biological process: protein phosphorylation. Lineage: Eukaryota; Ciliophora; Oligohymenophorea; Hymenostomatida; Tetrahymenidae. Gene Ontology annotation, molecular function: eukaryotic translation initiation factor 2alpha kinase activity; ATP binding. Gene Ontology annotation, cellular component: cytosol. The record is from RefSeq and is a predicted model, not a curated record. The transcript has 5 exons.